GGGAGAUUUCAUGUCACUUCCUCUCCUGUAGAUUCAAUAGAAAGAGAGAGGAUACUCUCUCAUAGUUUUCACAGAAAAAAGUGUUCCUAUUUGAAAAGUUCCCUUCUAUUCCUGUUCUGGUGGAAAUUCGAAAUAUUGAAUUUACCCUCACUUAUAUUCACGGGGCGGACUGACAACUCAUGGGGCCCCCGGGCAAUAGGGGAUCAUGGGGCCCCUGUGUCCUUGCCCAAACUCAAAAAAGCCUAUGAAAAAGGUACCAGGGGCGUCUCAUGAGGCCCCCUACUGACCCCGGGCCCUUGCGCAGUGCCCGAGUUUCCAAAUGGUCAGUCCGCCCCUGCU
This is a messenger RNA of Staurois parvus, 339 nucleotides long. The record is from the annotation of a GenBank genome assembly. Lineage: Eukaryota; Metazoa; Chordata; Amphibia; Anura; Ranidae.